AUGAUCAACACCAAGUACGACAAGCUGCCCUUCCUGCCAGAGACGCGCCUCGAGCAGGUCACAGAGGGCAUCACUCUGAGCCACCCGCUUUCGCGUCGGGGUCAUGGUCCGGGCUUCAUCGUGGUUGUGCCGAGCACGGGUACCGCUGGACCAGGCGUGCUGGCCAUCAAGGGCGGCACGCCAUCGCCCCUGAUGAAGUGGGCCGAAGAAGGGUUUGUGACUGUCGAGAUCACCGAGGCAGCGCUGAGUGCUUCGUCAGACGCGGUCGUCAAGGCCUGUGCGGCUAUUGCGGCGUGCGAGUCUACGCAGGCGGCGGAUCCAGCCGUGUCGAGGGAUGGAGUGGGUCUCGUUGCAUACACAGCUGAGCUGUGGAACAAGGUGGUCUCUCAACUCCCCGCCUCACCUGUAGUCAUCGGCGCUGCCGUGUAUGCCGACGUUAGCGUAGCGUCGAGCCUGGCACCAUCCCCGAUUCCACUAGUCCAACAUCUCGCAGGCAAGGCCGAAGUUGUCCCUCCGCGCACACCCAACCUCACAGCCUACGAUUAUGACACCGUCAGCUCCGCGUCCUUCGCCCUCCCAUUCCAGGCCGACUUCAACUACGCGGCCGAGGGCGUCUCGCACUCGCGGAACCUCACGUUCUUCAAGAAGCUCCUGGGAGGGCCGUACUUUGACCUCGAGGCGCUAUGGGACGAGCACACGUACUACGAGUUUGAGAACAGGUCGCUCGAGUGCACGAUGGGGACGAUGGUGCAGGAGCCAUAUGUCAACCACGUGCCGACGCUCACUGGCGGCAUUGGCCGCGAGGAGCUGACGGCAUUCUAUCGCGAUCACUUCAUCUUCAAGAACCCAGACGACAUUGAGACGGUGCUGCUCAGCCGGUCUAUGGGCAUCGAUCGGGUCAUUGACGAGCAGCUGUUCAAGUGCACGCACAACUCGCAGAUUGACUGGCUUGCCCCCGGGAUCCCUCCUACGGGCAAGAAGCUGUGCAUCCCCAUGACGGCGGUCGUCAACAUCCGCGGCGACCGGCUGUACCACGAGCACAUCUGGUGGGAUCAGGGCACAGUCCUCGCGCAGCUGGGGCUUAUGCCGGAGUACCUGCCGUUCCCGAGCCCGGCAGGAGCUGGCGGAAAGAGUCUGGAGUACAGGGUCCCUGUUGGGGGAGAGGAGACGGCGCGGAAGUUGGAAAUCAAGGAGUCGGUCAAGUCGAAUGAGAUGUUUGCCUUUGUAAUGCGGGUAGUUGAGGAAUGA
Messenger RNA from Microdochium trichocladiopsis, 1248 nucleotides. RefSeq lists its product as uncharacterized. The transcript is spliced from 4 exons. NCBI's taxonomy places the organism in Eukaryota, Fungi, Ascomycota, Sordariomycetes, Xylariales, Microdochiaceae. Gene Ontology annotation, biological process: polyketide metabolic process. The record is from RefSeq and is a predicted model, not a curated record. Bases 1 to 1248 code for a protein of 415 amino acids.